UAUGCUGGGAUUUUUAACUUUAACAGCAAUGAUUUCUUAAAAAUCAUUAUCAUUGAUGCAUGCUUCAUAAUUGAACAUUUUCUAAGGGUUUUUAGACACAAAGAUUGGAUUGAAAGUGACCCUAUAUUACUAAAACCUUGGUUAUGUAAUGACAUUGCAUGUGACUUAAUACUCCUUGAAAAUCAGAUACCAUUUUUUGUUCUUGAAAAUAUAUACAAAUUAGCCAAAAUAAACCUUGAAUGCCCUUCAUUUCUUCCACUUGCUACUCACUAUUUUGUACCACUCAACCGACAAAACAUAAAUCCAGAAGCGUGUCCAACUCCAAAACACUUCACAGAUCUUCUAAGAACAUUUUUACUGCCGACACAGCCGUCAUCAUUUCAUUCCGUAGAAGCAGAAAAGGUAAAAGAAAUUGGACAUGUAUGCAGUGUGAGUCAAUUAUCAGAAGCAGGAUUAGUCUUUGAAGCAAGUGAAAGUAAAUGCUUACUUGACUUGAAUUUUGAUGACAAGGGUGUAUUUAAAAUGCCAUGUUUUCAUGUCGAUGAUGGAACAGAGUCAUACCUGAGGAAUAUAUUAGCAUUUGAAGAAUGUCACCUUUCACAUCUAAGGUCAUGUUAUAUUUCUCACUACAUGUGUAUGUUAGAUUUUCUUAUUAACUCAGAAAAAGAUGUGAGCAUCUUGGUUGAUAAGAAAAUUAUUGUGAAUCGGAUGGGCGAUGAUAAUGAAGUGGCUACAAUGGUUAACAAUCUUUGCAAAAAUAUAUUACUACCUGAGGAUCAACUGAAUUCAAAAUAUAAGUCUGUAUGUGAUAGGUUAAAUCGUUUCUAUGAAAACCCUCUCAAUAAGUAUAAGGCUAUAUUUGUGCACGAGUACUUCAACACUCCUUGGAAAAUAGCGUCUACUCUAACUGCUGUGUUGCUGGUUUUGUUUACUUUUAUCCAGACUGUAUGUUCAAUCUACUCACUUUUUUAAUGUAUUGUUUUUUUAUCAAUGACUUUAAUAAUGUAUUGGAA
This is a messenger RNA of Vicia villosa (hairy vetch), 1013 nucleotides long. RefSeq names its product UPF0481 protein At3g47200-like. Lineage: Eukaryota; Viridiplantae; Streptophyta; Magnoliopsida; Fabales; Fabaceae. The annotation marks the transcript as partial. The record is from RefSeq and is a predicted model, not a curated record. The transcript has a single exon.